AUGGCGGUUCCCUCAGGCUGCGGCGACAGCAUCGUUGAAAGCCUUUCGCGAACAUGGUCGGGGCAGCCCGACCCUCAGGACAAGCGAUACGACGAGAAAGAUGACCAGCCCAUCAGCAAGGCCGAAGACUGGCGACUCAUGAACUACGUCCGCACAUACCACGCCAACGACAAGGCUGAGAGCCGACGCCUGGGCAUCGCCUGGAAGGACCUGACCAUCAAAGGCAUCAGCAGUGGGACGRCAAUUCACGACAACUUUCUCAGUCAGUUCAAUAUUCCGCAGCAAAUGAAGGAUGGCCGGGGGARGGCGGGCCUCAAGACGAUUGUCAAUUCGAGUUCGGGAUGUKUUCGUCCAGGCGAGAUGUUGCUCGUUCUCGGACGUCCUGGUGCCGGCUGCACAAGUCUGUUGAAAAUUCUCGGCAAUCGCAGGAAGGGGUACGCCGAUAUCUCCGGCGAGAUACAUUACGGGACCAUGGAUCCACAGGAAGCUGAGCAGUACCGCGGACAAAUUGUCAUGAACACGGAGGAAGAGAUCUUCUAUCCGACGCUUACAGUCGGCCGCACAAUGGACUUUGCUACCCGACUCAAAACGCCAGCAACCCUUCCCGCUGAUGCCGAAUCCUCCGAGAAGCAUCGUCUCGGCAUGAAGGAGUUUCUUCUAGAGUCCAUGGGAAUCGCUCAUACAUCUGAUACCAAGGUCGGCGAUGCAUUUGUCCGUGGCGUCAGCGGCGGCGAGCGGAAACGUGUGUCCAUCAUCGAGACUCUCGCCACACAUGCAAGUAUCUACUGUUGGGACAACUCGACUCGUGGUCUUGAUGCUUCGAGUGCGUUGGAUUGGGCACGCGCAUUGCGAGCCUUGACCGAUGAGCUUGGCCUGACGACCAUUGUGACUUUGUAUCAGGCCGGUAACGGUAUCUUUGAUCUUUUUGACAAGGUACUCGUUCUUGACGAGGGCGAGCAGGUCUUCUACGGACCCACAUCACAGGCUCGGCCGUUCAUGCACGCCCAAGGCUUUGUCUGUGAUGAUGCAGCAAAUGUGGCAGAUUUCCUCACCGGCGUCACAGUACCAAGCGAACGAACAAUCCGUAAAGGAUUCAAGAAUCGGUUCCCCCGGAAUGCUGCAGACCUCCGUGUAGCUUUUGAGCAGUCGACUAUCAAGCCUUUGAUGGAUACAGAGCUCGAUUUCCCAUCUUCCGACGAAGCAGCCCGCUGGACCCAGCAAUUCAAAGAGGCAGUAGCCUUGGACAAGGCCAACUCGCUGUCCAAAAAGUCGCCACUUACAGUCACCUUCAUGACCCAAAUUCGAGCCUGUGUGGUCCGCCAAUAUCAGAUCCUCUGGGGUGACAAGGCCACUUUCAUCAUCAAGCAAGUUGCCACAAUCAUCCAGGCUUUGGUUGGAGGCUCGCUCUUCUAUAACGCACCAGAAAACUCGUCCGGCCUGUUCUCCAAAGGCGGAGCCGUCUUCCUUUCCCUACUUUACAACUCCCUCCUCGCCAUGUCUGAGGUCACCGACUCUUUCGCUGGCCGACCGGUCUUGACGAAGCACAAAGCAUUUGCGUUUUACGAUCCCGCUGCCUUUUGUAUCGCCCAAAUCGCUGCUGAUGUGCCCAUAUUAAUCAUCCAGGUUACCAGUUUCGACGUGAUACUGUAUUGGAUGACCGGUUUGACGCCCACCGCCGAUGCUUUCAUGACGUUCUGGUUCAUCACUCUUCUGGCUACUUUCACCAUGACGGCCUUUUUCCGUAUGGUCGGUGCAGCAUUUCCCACGUUCGAUGCCGCGUCCAAGGUAUCCGGCUUCGCAGUCUCUGCGCUCAUCACAUUUGUCGGCUACGAACAACCGAAGCCUCAAAUGCAUCCCUGGCUCGUCUGGAUCUACUGGAUCAAUCCGCUGGCCUAUGCAUUUGAAUCUCUCAUGUCCAACGAGUUCAAAGGCAAGACAAUUCCGUGUGCAAACGCCAAUAAAAUCCCGAACUUUCUACCACAGUAUGCGGAUGCCCCAGCAGCUUGUUCUGGAGUUGGAGGCGCUCGACCUUAUGAAGACUUUGUUCGUGGCGAGGAUUACCUGGCAAGCUUGUCCUACUCAAAGAGUCACAUUUGGCGCAACGUUGGGAUCCUUUUCGCGUGGUGGGCCUUUUUCACUGCAUUGACUGUGAUAUUCACCCGUCGCUGGCGUGAUGCGAGCGAGGCCGGCCAAAAUCUUGUGGUUCCCCGUGAAAGGGCGAUGAAACACGCGGCUGUCAUGAGUGAUGAAGAAUCUGCAAUGGCGGAAGUGGGCAGUAUCGCCUCCUCCCACAAGGAAAAGGAACAUGAGACCGAAAUGGAAAGAAGAAUGCCAGAUUCCGGAAAGGACACUCAAUUGGUCCGAAACACAUCGGUCUUCACCUGGCGCAAUUUGACAUAUACUGUCAAGACUCCUUCAGGCGAUCGUAUUCUUCUCGACAAUGUGCACGGAUAUGUCAAGCCUGGCAUGCUAGGUGCACUGAUGGGCAGUUCUGGUGCUGGAAAGACUACUUUACUUGAUGUGCUAGCCCAGCGCAAGACAGAUGGUACGAUCCGCGGAGAAAUCAUGGUAGAUGGACGCCCUUUGCCAGUCUCAUUCCAGCGAUCUGCUGGCUAUUGUGAGCAGCUCGAUGUCCACGAAGCCUAUUCCACUGUACGAGAGGCCUUGGAGUUCUCCGCUCUCCUUCGCCAACCCCGAGAUGUCCCCCGGGAAGAAAAGCUUGCCUAUGUUGACACUAUCAUCGAUCUGCUCGAGCUCCGCGAUCUCGAACACACACUUAUUGGGCGAAUCGGUUUUGGACUGAGUGUCGAGCAACGGAAACGAGUGACCAUCGGUGUCGAACUCGUCUCGAAACCUUCGAUCCUGAUCUUCCUAGACGAGCCAACCUCCGGACUUGAUGGCCAAGCGGCUUUCAGUACUGUCCAGUUCCUUCGCAAACUUGCAGACGCUGGACAGGCUGUUUUGGUCACGAUUCAUCAACCUUCUGCUCAGCUUUUCGCCCAAUUCGAUACACUCUUGCUUCUUGCGAAGGGUGGUAAGACUGUUUACUUUGGCGAUAUUGGUGAUAAAGCUGCGACUGUUCGCGAAUACUUUGCCCGGAAUGGUGUGCCUUGUCCGCCUAGUUCGAACCCGGCCGAGCAUAUGAUCGACGUUGUCUCCGGAAGACUGUCCAAGGGUAAGGAUUGGAACGAAGUCUGGCUUGCGUCUCCCGAGUCACAGAAGUUGGACAACGAUCUCGAAGACAUAAUCACCACUGCAGCUGGGAAGCCUCCCGGAACAGAAGAUGACGGACAUGAAUUUGCCACGUCUCUCAUCGCCCAGACACGACUCGUUACCCAUCGCAUGAAUGUGGCUCUCUAUCGCAACGUCGACUACAUCAACAACAAGAUUGCUCUUCACAUCGGCUUGGGACUCUUCAAUGGAUUCACGUUUUGGAAAAUCAAAACCUCGACCGCCGGUCAGCAAGAGGUGCUCUUUGCUCUGUUCAACUUCAUCUUCGUUGCUCCGGGAGUCAUUGCUCAGCUUCAGCCGCUGUUUAUUGAACGACGCGACAUCUACGAGACUAGAGAGAAGAAGUCCAAAAUGUACCACUGGGCACCAUUCGUCACCGGUCUGAUCGUCUCCGAGAUCCCCUACCUGAUCAUUUGCGGCCUCCUAUACUUCUUCUGCAUGUACUACACCGUCGGCUUCCCCACCGAACACUCACGCGCAGGGAGCACUCUAUUCGUCAUGCUGGUAUAUGAGUUCAUUUACACCGGAAUCGGCCAGUUCGUCGCGGCUUAUGCCCCCAAUGCCGUCUUCGCAUCCCUGGUAAACCCGCUAUUAUUAGGCACCCUGGUCUCAUUCUGCGGAGUCCUAGUCCCCUAUGCCCAGAUCCAGGAGUUCUGGCGCUACUGGAUGUACUAUCUGAACCCUUUUACCUACCUCAUGGGAGCCCUCCUAGUCUUCGCAGAUUUCGACCGUCCCGUAAAUUGCAAACCCUCGGAAUUCGCACGUUUCAAUCCUCCUUCGGGGAUGAAUUGUGCUGAAUAUUUGGCACCUUACCUCGCCGGACCCGGUUCCAGAAACAAUCUCACCAACCCCGAUGCUUUGACCGAUUGUAGAGUCUGUGUCUAUACCACCGGCUCGGAUUAUUUGUAUACCAUCAACUUGAAAGAUUACUACUAUGGCUGGAGGAAUGCGGCUAUUUGUGUGAUCUUUGCCAUUUCGAGCUAUGGAAUGGUUUAUCUUUUGAUGAAGUUGAGAACUAAAGCUUCUAAGAAGGCGCAGUGA
Molecule: messenger RNA, 4272 nt
Organism: Ramularia collo-cygni
Lineage: Eukaryota; Fungi; Ascomycota; Dothideomycetes; Mycosphaerellales; Mycosphaerellaceae
Product: probable ABC multidrug transporter
Exons: 15
Coding region: 1-4272 (1423 amino acids)
Biological process (GO): transmembrane transport
Cellular component (GO): membrane
Molecular function (GO): ABC-type transporter activity; ATP binding; ATP hydrolysis activity
Source: RefSeq, a predicted model, not a curated record